Saprolegnia parasitica CBS 223.65 is the source of this 573-nucleotide messenger RNA. RefSeq lists its product as hypothetical. Lineage: Eukaryota; Oomycota; Saprolegniomycetes; Saprolegniales; Saprolegniaceae. The transcript has a single exon. Gene Ontology annotation, cellular component: extracellular region. Gene Ontology annotation, biological process: carbohydrate metabolic process. Gene Ontology annotation, molecular function: cellulose binding. The annotation marks the transcript as partial. The record is from RefSeq and is a predicted model, not a curated record.
AUGAAGACUGCCUUCCUCCUCCUCACGCUCUCGGCGGCCGCCACCGCCACGUCGCAGCAGCAGUUCAAGGUCUGCAAGACGCACGAGGACUGCAACCAAGGCUUCUUCUGCCGCCCCACGGACGACAAGGCGUUCUCCAUGUGCCAGCCCGGUGACCGCCCGGCUUCGGGGUCGACGACCGCGCCCAAGCCCACUGACGACCCCGCCGCCGGCAAGGGCAAGCAGUUCGAUCCCUGCACGAGCAACGCGAGCUGCGGCAAGGGCCUCUUCUGCAAGCAGACCGACAAGCCGCUCGACGGCAAGUACUUCUCCAUGUGCCAGCCCAACGAAGGCUGCGCCAAGCUCUACGGCCAGUGCGGUGGCAAGGGCUUCUCCGGCCCGAGCUGCUGCGGCAACAACAACGCGUGCAAGCACCAGGACGAGUGGUACGCGCAGUGCGUGCCGGCGAGCCAUGCGAUGGCGUCGGAGGCUUCGUGCACCAACGUCAGCGUCGAGGGCGAUGCCACGUACUGCAUUGAGGGUGCGAUCUGCGGCGGCGCCGGCGACAAGUGCCCGAAGAAGGGCGAUGUGGCG